AUGAAGUUACGGUUACAGGGUCAAUUGAUACUGGCCAUCAUUUUCCAUGCAUUAGUACGGGGCUCAUCUGCCACCGUGUCAUUCCCCUCGAUCCAAGCCAUCGUCGGCUUCUCGUCCUCAUGCACGCUUGCGUACAACACCCCAGUCAACGACUGCGAUAUCAACGAUUUUCAAGGCAUCGGAGGAACAGGCACUUGCUCGAGUGGCUGUGAGUCAAGUCUUGAGGCAUCACAGAAAUUUGUGCAACGGUUUUGCGCAGGGGAACAAGCGGAUGGAAGCUCCUUGAUCGGACAACUCUUCGUCGGGAAUGUUGUUAACUUCCUGUGUGCGGACAAUGGCAGUGGUGGCGCAACAACGGCGACGACACCGCAAGGCACGACCGAGGCGACGCAGACUUCUACAUCAACAUCUUUGGACACAUCAAUGAGCAUGGCAACUGACACCUCUCCACCAGCAACGAGCACCACCGGGACAUCCUCACAAGCAUCUACAAUCACAACUUCUUUGAGCAAGACCGGAUCUGCGAGCAAGACCACAAGUACUAGCAGUUCUGACAGCACCAAAAAGUCGACCUCGACGACAACUUCAACACUAACCUCGAUUGAAACCGCAACUUCAACCCUCACAUCCACGUCGUCUUCAACCAAGGGUUCGAGCACUUCAUCAACUGUUUCGUCAAGCAAGACGUCAAACUCGCCAGAGUCAGGGGGAGACAGUGGCGGCGGCAGUCCUUUCGAUGGGCAGUUCUCUUCAGCUGCUUCGUCGAAGACGCUGCAAUUGCACAGUGCGAUAUUGGUCUUUGCUGGUUCGGCUCUGCUUCUCUUGGCAGUGUAG
Messenger RNA from Fonsecaea multimorphosa CBS 102226, 834 nucleotides. RefSeq lists its product as uncharacterized. The record is from RefSeq and is a predicted model, not a curated record. NCBI's taxonomy places the organism in Eukaryota, Fungi, Ascomycota, Eurotiomycetes, Chaetothyriales, Herpotrichiellaceae. The transcript has a single exon. The coding region runs from base 1 to 834 and encodes 277 amino acids.